CCACCGCUCCACAAACCGGAAAAGGCAGAGGGGCGUCUGUAUGUUCUGUGGAAGUCAGGGACAUUAUUCCGCAAUUGGGGUUAAUGUCUAACCUGGUUCAUUAGAAUAUAAGUUUACUUUCCACUCCAUCAUACAUAUUUAGUGACAGAGUGAACAGAGGCGAAUAGUUUGGGCCUGUUUUCCAUUCUGUGGCGAAAUAGCUAAGGCUAAGCAAUAGUCUUACAUAGAAGACACUGAAAAGGAACCACGAUGCAAGAGGAUUAUUUGUGAAGAGAGCGCCCCAUCACGUGCCAUGUCUCUGGUUUUCCCCCGGCCAAACACUAACACAGUCCACGGCAAGAAGGAUAAGAGACUGAUGGCGGAGGUGAACGCGUCACCACUCAAGCAUUUUGUCACAGCGAAGAAGAAGAUUAAUGGCAUCUUUGAACAGUUGGGGGCCUACAUUAAGGAGAGUUCAUCAUUUCUGCAAGAUGCUCACAAAAAUGAAGAGCUGGACCCAGUUACCACAGAGGAACAGGUCCAGGAGGUUCGAAGUUACCUCACCAAGGUAGCUGGGAUUGGGGAAGUCCUUGCCCGGAGGCAUAUGAAAGUGGUGUUUUUUGGGAGGACCAGUAAUGGAAAAAGCUCAGUGAUCAACGCAAUGUUGUGCGACAAGGUGCUGCCUUCCGGAAUUGGACACACCACCAACUGUUUCCUGAGGGUGGAGGGAACAGAUGGAAAUGAGGCCUUUAUCCUUACUGAAGGCUCAGAGGAGAGGAAGAGCAUUAAGACGGUGAACCAGCUGGCCCAUGCUCUCCACCAGGAUGAGAACCUUGAUGCAGGCAGCUUGGUCUGUGUUAUGUGGCCUAAAGCCAAGUGUGCUUUGCUAAGGGAUGAUCUGGUCUUGUUGGACAGCCCAGGUAUUGAUGUGACCACGGAAUUGGACAGCUGGAUCGACAGGUUCUGCUUGGAUGCCGAUGUAUUCGUACUUGUGGCAAACUCUGAGUCCACGCUGAUGCAGACGGAGAAGUCUUUUUUUCACAAAGUCAACGAAAGACUUUCAAGUCCCAACAUCUUCAUCCUUAACAACCGUUGGGACGCCUCAGCCUCAGAACCUGAAUACAUGGAAGAGGUGCGGCGACAGCAUAUGGACCGCUGUACCCAUUUCCUGGUCCACGAGCUUGGCGUUGUGGACCAAGCUCAGGCCAGCGACCGCAUCUUUUUCGUCUCUGCCAAGGAAGUUCUUCAGGCACGUGUGCAGAAAGCUCAAGGAAUGCCCGAAACAGGUGGAGCACUUGCUGAGGGAUUUCAAGCUAGAAUGUUUGAAUUCCAGAACUUUGAGAGGAGAUUUGAGGAGUGCAUCUCACAGUCGGCAGUGAAGACUAAGUUUGAGCAGCACACCGUGCGGGCCAAGCAAAUCUCUGAAGCCUUGCGGCACAUCAUGGAUGCAGUACACAUUGCUGCACAAGAGCAAAGGGUUUACUGUCUUGAGACCAAAGAAGACCGCCAGGAUCGACUGGAGUUCAUAGACAAGCAGUUGGACCUACUGACUAUGGACUGCAAGGCCAAGAUCAAGAAGCUCACAGAGGAGGUGGAGAGGCAGGUGUCUAAUUGCAUGGCAGAAGAAAUCAGAAAGCUCCACAUUCUGGUGGAUGAUUUUCACAUGGACUUCCACCCAGCCCCAGUGGUCCUUAAGGUCUACAAAAAAGAACUCCAUCGCCAUGUAGAAGAGUGUUUGGGCAAGAACAUGUCCGAGAGGUGCUCCACGACAAUCACCAGCGCUCUUCAGGCCACACAAGUGGACAUGAUAGAGGGUCUGAAGCCUCUUCUUCCCAGCCCAGUCAGAGAGCAGGUGGACAAACUGGUUCCCCGCCAGUGCUUCAGUCUUAAUUAUGAUCUGGCUUGCGACAAGCUGUGCAGUGACUUCCAGGAGGAUAUCAGCUUCCACUUCUCUUUGGGUUGGACGAUGCUGGUCAACCGCUUUCUUGGGCCCAAGAACACCCGACGGGCCCUCAUGGGCUACAGUGACCAGAUUCCUAGAUCCUUGGCACUUACUCCGGUCAGCACCAGCAUGCCUCCAUUCCCACAAAACUCUAUGACCCAGGAGGAGCUGAUGGUGUCCAUGGUGACGGGGCUUGCCUCCGUCACAUCCCGAACUUCCAUGGGUGUCCUUGUAGUUGGCGGUGUGAUCUGGAAAGCCGUAGGCUGGCGUCUGAUUGCAUUGUCCGUGGGUCUCUACGGUCUUCUCUUCAUCUAUGAGCGCCUCACCUGGACAACAAGGGCCAAAGAGCGUGCGUUCAAAAGACAGUUUGUCGACUACGCCAGCGAGAAGUUGCAGCUUAUUGUCAGCUACACGGGCUCCAACUGCAGCCACCAAGUUCAGCAAGAGCUAGCCGGGGUUUUUGCUCAGCUCUGCCAGCAGGUAGACGUGACCCGGCAGAAUAUUGAAGACGAGAUCACUGACAUGAAUGGCAAGAUUGAGCUGUUGGACGCCAUGCAGAGCAAAGCUAAGUUGCUGAGGAACAAGGCAGGCUGGCUGGACAGUGAGCUCAACAUGUUCACCCAACAGUACCUUCACCACAGCAAGUAAAGGUGACACAGCAUUUACCUGUGGAACUCAACACAGAAACAUUUAACAUAUCUAGUACAUAUUUUGCCUGAGCUGUGGGAUUCUUAUUUAUUGAAAUAUAAACGCAUCAGGUACUCUUAACAUAAGUGUGAUAUAAGUCAUAGCUUAGCUGGCGAAUGCGGCGCUCCUUUUUGUUACUUUGGCUCUGUCAAUACGAAGAAUGAUGGACUGCCGUGAACGAACUGAAGAAUUUGUGACUGGUUUGGAACGGAUCUUGUACAUGAACAAAAGGGGAGGGCAAAGGAAAGGGAUUAUUUUCAUUUAUUAUGUGAGGAAUUACCACCAUGAAAUGUAUGUCAAGAAACUGAGGAAAGUCUUGUGCUCAUGUAGAACAGGAAAUUAGGUUUGUCCCCUGCUAUGUUUUUGGUACAUAUAGACAACUUAUAUUGAUUGGCUAGUAUCCAAUAGCAAUGCUAAUCUAAAAAGAUACCACUUUGUCCCUGUCUGUCGUGUAUUCAUUCACAGUUGGUUGCGUAGCAGACAGAUGGGAAGUUUACUGUCUUGCCAGCGUCUGUCAGUAGAAGGGAUUCCAUUGGUUGGGUUGUUUUUGUGUGUGUGUAUGUAUGUAUGUAUGUGUACAGUAUAUAUAUUUAAAACAAUUGGACAAGUUGCAUUUCUCCUCUUGUAUGUAAACUUGGGAAUAUGAAAUGAUAUUGCACAUAUCAAAUGAGAUUUGUUCACAAUUAAAGACAAUUGCACUCUGACACAACUGAAUUGAAUCCAUAUACUUUUUAAAUAUAUUUUUUAGAGCAAUAUCGGUUGAACUCUGAACCCCCGAUGUCAUUUCCUGUCUCCCACUCAUCUCCCGCUAGCACCGUAACACAUUUACAGCAACACACAAUUUCUCUUAUUAUGUGUAGUGUAUUGGGUAAUAUGAAAGUAAAGAUGACACUGGUUUGACGAGACAAAAAGUUGAACUUUUUGGCAGGUCUGUCCCCCCCAAUCCAUCUGGUGUAAAAGUAACGCCCGCAUUUUGGAAAAAGAACAUCACACCAGCAGUAAAAUAUGGUGGUGGUAGUAUGAUGGUCUGUGGCUGUUUGGCUGCUUCAGAGCCUGGAAGACUUGCCGUGAUAAAUAGAA
Molecule: messenger RNA, 3688 nt
Organism: Doryrhamphus excisus (bluestripe pipefish)
Lineage: Eukaryota; Metazoa; Chordata; Actinopteri; Syngnathiformes; Syngnathidae
Gene: mfn2
Product: mitofusin 2
Biological process (GO): mitochondrial fusion; mitochondrion localization
Cellular component (GO): mitochondrial outer membrane
Molecular function (GO): GTPase activity; GTP binding
Source: RefSeq, a predicted model, not a curated record